AUGACAUCACUGACAGUUGAUGCUGCGAGCAGUGUUCAGCAUCAGUACACCAACAGGAUGUCCUCCAUCGCAGUGCACGCUCUGCCCGCCUCCACCGCCGUCGCCACGGAGACCAGGCCCCGCAUGGACAGCCUCAAGGUGAAGGUGAAGCUGAAGCCCCGCCCCCGAGCCGUCACCGGAGGAGACGAUUCGCCGACGUCUCACCACGGGAAGAAGGUCAAGAGUUCCCGCUGGAGGCGCUGGAGCGUUAGCAUCACUCUGACCAGGGGUUCUUGCUUGUCCGGUGAGGUGGUUUCCAUGCCGACGGAGGAGGAAGUGGACGUGCUGUUGGGGAAGUUGGGGGUGUGUCUCCGUCCUGAUCCGUUGCCUAGAGACCAGCGGAGAUGCUGCUUCUGUCACCAGCUGGGAGACGGACCGACGGACGGACCAGCCAGACUGCUGAACCUGGACCUGGACCUGUGGGUUCAUCUGAACUGCGCUCUGUGGUCCAGCGAGGUUUAUGAGACUCAGGCCGGCGCUCUGAUCAACGUGGAGCUGGCUCUGAGACGAAGUCUGACGCUGCGCUGCGCUUACUGCCAGCAGACCGGAGCCACCAGCGGCUGCAACCGGUUGCGCUGCACCAACACCUACCACUUCACCUGCGCUCUGCAGGCGCGCUGCACCUUCUUCAAGGAUAAGACGAUGCUCUGCCACCUCCACAAGCCCAGGAUGGUCCCUCUGAGCGGGGACAGGUCUUCCAGCGGGUCUCCCUCCUCCACCACGGGGCCGACCCCUGACCCCGUGGUCAUGAUGGCGUCCGACCCGUACGACUCGGAGCUGCGCUGCUUCGCCGUGUUCCGGCGGGUGUUCGUGCAGCGGGACGAGGCGCGGCAGAUCGCCGCCGUGGUGCAGCGCGGCGAGCGGCAGCACACCUUCCGGGUCGGCAGCCUGCUGUUCCGCGCCAUCGGCAGACUCCUCCCGCAGCAGAUGAACGCCUUCCACAACAAAACCGCCAUCUUCCCCAUCGGUUACCAUGCCAACCGCUUCUACUGGAGUAUGCGCAACAGCAGCCGGCGCUGUAAGUACAUGUGCUACAUCGAGGAGGAAGACAGGCGGCCGCUGUUCAAAGUGAAGGUUGUGGAGAAGGGACACGAUGACCUCAUACUGAGCGGACAAUCACCGAAAGCUGUCUGGGACCAGAUCCUGGAGCCAGUGUCCCAGAUGAGAUCCUCCAGUGGGACUCUGAAGCUCUUCCCAGUUUACCUGAAAGGAGAAGAUCUGUUUGGUCUGACUACGUCUGCAGUCAGCAGGAUCAUCGAGUCUUUACCAGGUGUGGAGGCCUGUGAGCGUUACACCUUCCGUUACGGCAGGAAUCCUCUCAUGGAGUGGCCUCUGGCCUUCAACCCAACUGGCUCGGCCCGAUCUGAGCCCAAAGCCUACCAGGCCAAGAGAACGUACCUGUUGAACAGCAUCGCUCCCAGGUGUCAGGGCUCGGUGGGCUCCAUCGUGGGCCUCGUUCCCGGCGUCAUCUCUCUGUCUCCGGGCGAGUCCGUGGCCGGCGCUCAUCAGGGACGUCACUCCAAGUCGGCCCAGUACCGACGCAUGAAGGCCGACUGGAAGACCAACGUCUACCUGGCUCGGUCUCGCAUCCAGGGUCUGGGUCUGUACGCUGCCAGAGACAUUGAGAAGUGUACCAUGGUCAUCGAGUACAUCGGAACCAUCAUCAGGAGCGAAGUAGCCAACCGGAAGGAGCGACUGUACGAGUCUCAGAACCGCGGUGUUUACAUGUUCCGCAUCGACAACGACUUUGUGAUCGACGCCACUAUCACUGGAGGACCUGCCAGGUACAUCAACCACUCGUGUUCUCCUAACUGCAUCACUGAGGUCGUUACCGUGGAGAAAGAGAACAAGAUCAUCAUCAGCUCCUGCAGACGCAUCCAGAGAGGAGAAGAGCUGAGUUAUGACUAUAAGUUCGACCUGGAGGACGAUCAACAUAAGAUCCCGUGUCACUGUGGAGCCGUCAACUGCCGCAAAUGGAUGAACUGAACACACACACACACACACACACACACACACACACACUCUGGCAGCUCUCUCUCUCUCGGUGCUGAAGGUGGCUGUCGAUCGCCCGCCUCUCUGUGGGCGGAGCUUAACAGUUGGACUUCAUAUCAGAAGUAUAAUAAUAAUAAUAAUAAUAAAUGUGAUCAAUAGCUUUGAUCAGAGGUAAUAAUCAUGGGGGGGUCAGUGAGUGACGGGGGGGUUUAAAGAGGCUGGUCCUCUGUGUAUAUUGGGUGUAAAUGUGAGUAAAGGCCACUGAAAGGGAGGUUUUUUUUAUGAACUUGCACUAAAACAACGACUCAAACACAAACAGAGAAAUUCCUCAGACAUACUUGAUUCUGUGAGUCAGCGUGUUGCUUCUUCCUCCUCCUCCUCUUCCUCGCUCUGUUUCCCUGUAACAUAAGAGCUUUUUUUCUUUUUUUUUUUUGUUUGUUGUGUUUUUUGUAUUUAUUACUGAAUGAAGCUAUUUUCUAAGAAUCGACGGUGAGUUCGGGGUCCGGAGUCGCAGCGUGUAAAUAUCUGUAUCAUAAAUCUAAAAACAAAUUUUUAAAAAAGAAAAAAGUUUAGAGAAUCACUCCACCGAGAGCUACCUUAACAUCCUCAUCCUCACCUUCAUCACCUGCCCAUCAGAGAGGUUCCCGGCGGUGCGUUCUGAUUGGUCGGUUUCACUGCGGCCUUCUUUCAGUUUCCUGUUUGUGUUUCUCGCUGCGGCGACAUGAAGCCUUCUUCUUUUUUAUUAUUGGACUUCAACAGUGUGAUGAUGACGAUGAUGAUGUUUGGUUUUUGUUUUUUUUUUGUUUUUUGGGGGAAAUGUUGAAACCUGAUUUAGAAUCAUUUACAGAAAAUAAAAUAUUUUACAUCUUGAAGAAACGACACUUCUCUUUAUUUCUGAUUAUUAGAAGUUUGUUUCUCUCAAAGCUAAUCAAUAUAUUACCAAUCAAUACUAUCACAGAUCAGUGAAUCAUAUACAGGCAGCGUUUAUGUAUAUUUGAUCCUUUUUCUUAAUUCAAGUUUAAUAUAUGUGUUUUUUUAUUGUUUUUUUAUUCAUAGUUAAUAAUAAUUAAAUCUUGGCUGUUUUUACUGUUUCAGCACUGACGUCAUUUUAUACAAUAAAGUUUAUUAGACUGUAAAUUAUUCCUUUAACGUCUUCGAGGGAAUAUUAAUAAUAAAUGUGUUUGUUUAUAUUCUGUAACGUGAUCGAUCGGCUCGGAUCAAUACGAGGCGAUCGGGAUUUAUUACGACUGAAGGAUGAAAAUAUUCUAAACAGAAACUUUGUGAACUUUGUGUAAAAUGAUCCGAACGUAUAAAAAGUUUAUUAAACAUU
Messenger RNA from Scomber scombrus (Atlantic mackerel), 3361 nucleotides. RefSeq names its product histone-lysine N-methyltransferase 2C-like. The transcript has 14 exons. The record is from RefSeq and is a predicted model, not a curated record. Gene Ontology annotation, molecular function: protein binding. Bases 1 to 2025 code for a protein of 674 amino acids. Gene Ontology annotation, biological process: nervous system development. NCBI's taxonomy places the organism in Eukaryota, Metazoa, Chordata, Actinopteri, Scombriformes, Scombridae. Gene Ontology annotation, cellular component: nBAF complex; nucleus.